CACAGGUCGGGAGCGAGCCGGGAGUGCCGGCGGUGCGAGCCCACGUGCAGCGUUUCCACCCCCAACACUCCCAGGCCGUGGUGGCUGGAAGUGCAAAUAGCUUGUCCUCCGGGACGUCACAGCACAUGACGCAUGCGCUUGCUCCGCGCAUGCUGAGGUGUGUUUUUUCCGUCUCAGGUAAGGCGGAAGCGGCGGCCAAGUAGAACCUUCAGUUGGAAGGUGGCAGCUUGUGUGUGGAUAGCGACCAGUGUGAGCGGCCUUACCCUAGCCGGCAGGAGCGAUGGUGCUCCAUUUGGUGCCCAGAUGUUCUGCAAGGCUCUUCUGGGCGUCUCCAGGAUGGAGGAGGACGUACACUCAGGGAGCCUCAGUGGGGCUGAAGUGGCUGGGUUGCCCUCGGGAUACAUACAGACCCUUGGCUUGCAGAGGGUACUCCUCGGUCCCUGGCAGCCCUGAGGUGAUGCUAACCCCUGAGCGAUACCCUGUGCAACGGCUGCCAUUUUCUACUGUGUCUGAGGAGGACCUGGCUGCCUUUGAACGCAUCAUACCCGGCAGAGUUAUCACAGAUCCAGAGCAACUGGAAGCAUGCAAUGUGGACUGGCUGCGGGCCCUCCGGGGCUGUAGUAAAGUGUUGCUGAGGCCCCAGACCUCCGAGGAAGUGUCCCGGAUCCUCAGGCACUGCCAUAAGAGGAACUUGGCUGUGAACCCACAGGGGGGGAACACUGGCAUGGUGGGGGGCAGUGUCCCCGUCUUCGAUGAAGUCAUCCUGUCCACUGCCCUCAUGAAUCAGGUCAUCAGCUUUCAUGAUGUAUCUGGAAUUCUGGUCUGCCAGGCAGGCUGUGUGCUGGAGGAGCUGAGUCACUAUGUGCAGGAGCGAGACUUCAUCAUGCCACUGGACUUGGGAGCGAAGGGCAGCUGCCACAUUGGGGGCAACGUGGCAACCAAUGCUGGGGGUCUGCGCUUUCUGCGAUAUGGCUCGCUUCGAGGGACUGUCCUGGGCCUGGAAGUGGUGCUUGCUGAUGGGACCAUCCUGAACUGCCUGACCUCCCUGAGGAAGGACAACACGGGCUAUGACCUGAAGCAGCUGUUCAUUGGGUCAGAGGGCACCUUGGGAAUCAUCACUGCUGUGUCCAUCUUGUGCCCACCCAGGCCUAAGGCUGUGAAUGUGGCUUUCCUCGGUUGCCCUGGGUUUGCUGAGGUUCUGCAGACGUUCAGCGCCUGCAAGGGGAUGCUGGGUGAGAUCCUGUCUGCAUUUGAGUUCAUGGAUUCUGAAUGCAUGCAGUUGGUUGGACAGCACCUCCACCUGACCAACCCAGUACAAGAGAGUCCAUUCUAUGUCCUUGUUGAGACGUCGGGCUCUAGUGCAGGACAUGAUGCUGAGAAGCUGACCAACGUCCUGGAGAAGGUGCUGAACUCUGGCCUGGUGAGCGACGGCACUAUGGCCACCGACCAGAGGAAAGUCCAGAUGCUGUGGGCUCUUCGGGAGAGGAUCACAGAGGCACUCAGUCAUGACGGCUACGUGUUCAAGUAUGACAUAUCCCUCCCCGUGGAGCGGCUCUAUGACCUCGUGAUCGACCUCCGCACCCGCCUCGGCACUCGUGCCAAGCAUGUGGUGGGAUACGGGCACUUGGGGGAUGGCAACCUUCACCUGAACGUGACGGCAGAGGCCUUCAGCCAGGAGCUGCUUGCCGCCCUGGAGCCCUAUGUGUACGCCUGGACCGCGGAGCAGCGGGGCAGUGUCAGUGCCGAGCACGGCCUAGGCUUCAAGAAGAAGAACGUACUCGGCUACAGCAAGCCACCUGUGGCUGUGAAGCUUAUGCAGCAGCUCAAGGCCCUGCUGGACCCCAAAGGCAUCCUGAACCCCUAUAAGACUCUGCCUGCUCAGGCCUAACUGGAGCUCUUCAACUUGUUGCUACAAGACCAUGGGACCUUGGGCAUGCAGGGUUGG
This is a messenger RNA of Peromyscus eremicus (cactus mouse), 1945 nucleotides long. RefSeq names its product D-2-hydroxyglutarate dehydrogenase (gene D2hgdh). Gene Ontology annotation, cellular component: mitochondrion. Bases 281 to 1888 code for a protein of 535 amino acids. NCBI's taxonomy places the organism in Eukaryota, Metazoa, Chordata, Mammalia, Rodentia, Cricetidae. The record is from RefSeq and is a predicted model, not a curated record. Gene Ontology annotation, molecular function: FAD binding; catalytic activity. The transcript has 10 exons.